Molecule: messenger RNA, 5512 nt
Organism: Daktulosphaira vitifoliae (grape phylloxera)
Lineage: Eukaryota; Metazoa; Arthropoda; Insecta; Hemiptera; Phylloxeridae
Product: nuclear factor related to kappa-B-binding protein
Exons: 19
Coding region: 367-5325 (1652 amino acids)
Cellular component (GO): Ino80 complex
Molecular function (GO): protease binding
Source: RefSeq, a predicted model, not a curated record
GCUGUAGUAUCGUGACGUUCGAUAACAGCGUUCGGUUAGUGGGAUUUAGUGUUACAUUAUUUUAUUAUUAUGUCUACACGAACAAAAUUAAUUUUCUUAAUGCUUUGCUCGCGACGUAUGCACACAUCACGGCAACUGCGGUCACCGACCGUUGUACAUGUUCGUGGUUUGCAAUCAUACUUGUUGUCACGAUAAACUAAAAUUGGUUCAUUAUUUGUUUUUCAACUUUCUAAGUUGUUGAUAUUAAAUUUUAUACUUGUCAGUAAUACCUUGAUAUAAGUUCAAACCGGUAGAUAAUAUUAUAAUAUUAAUAAUUUUAUUAGUUAUCUUUAAAAAUAGUAUAUAACUCAAUAUUUUGGUGAAGACAUGUCUAGUUAUGAUGAUUAUCAACACUGGCCGCACGCAUCUACAUCGAAUGCAGAUGAAGAUGAAUUAUCAUCUCCUGAAAUUGAACAAGAUGAUAGUGAUGAUGAUACAGAAACUUCAACUUCAAGUACUAGUUCAUCAGAAACUAGUAGUUCGUCUAGUAGUAGCCAAUCAGGAUCAGAUUCUGAAAGUACAAGUACUGCAGAUGAAGAUGAAUGUAGAUUACUUAAAACUGAGACUGCUAUAGCCAAUAAAACUGAACUCAGUUUACCAGCUGGUAUGUGUGACGAAGGAGAAGUAUUUAAGCAAUUAUUUUCUGUUAAUUCGUGGGUUUGCUUAAGUGACCAACAAAAACAACAUUUAAAAAAUUUCCUUCCCACAUUUUCUGAAAAUGAUCUAAUGGAAAAAGAGAUCACUUUGAGAAUGUUGUUUGGUGGACAGAGUUUUCGUUUUGGUGUAAAUCCAAUUGAUGAUUUUCAUGAUAAAUUAAAAAAUGGUCAUUUUCGUCCUGAUAUUGUUAAAUUAAAAUCAUUGUUACGCCGUUCUUUAAAAAGAGAAUAUAGAAAAAAUCAACGGAUAUAUAGUUAUAAUAUGCUGAAAAAAUUAUUAUCAGGGCGCAAAAAAAUUAUUGAUGAAUUAAACGAAUAUCCUACAAUGUCUGCUAUUAAUGUAGGAGGAACAAAUAGUUAUACUACCCACCAGCAAGUAAAAAGACGGUACUUUCGUGAACUUGCGGAUAUUAAGCAUCAAGUUGGAGAUGAAUCUGGUGAUAGUUCAGAUAGUAAUUAUCAAGUUAAUGAUUUAAAUAUAGAAGGGCCUCCAGCUCGUUUAAGUAAAAAACAGCAACGACAUUUAGAUGUUGUUAAAAAUUCUCUUUUGCCAGAGUUGGAUAUUAUCACAUCGACAAUGGCUACUUAUCCUCAUGGAAUUGAUUUAUCAAAAGUAGCUUUACCCAUGAGUAACCCAUUUGAUCCAACUGAAGAUAUGUAUCGUGAUAUGUUAAUAUCUCACAAGAGAAAAUUAAAGAAAAAAGAACAAGAACAAAAAGAACUCUCUUUACAACAAUUUGCUGCAAAAAGUUUCGUUAAACCUACUUUGUUGGUGCAAGAAAAGAAAAGGUCAGCAGCUAAUGAACGGUCUCGAGUCAAACGAACAAAAAUACCAAAACAACCUCCUGCUCCUCCAACUAUAAAGUUAGAUGAAGUAAAUACUAGCCAUGUAUCAAAACGACCAUCCUCUGAAAAUUUAAAAAUAGAUAUUAAUAAUGCACCAAUUUAUAAAUUGGAAUUUGAUAAAAAAUCACAAGCAAAACAAUUAUGUUCUCUUACACCACCAUCGCCUCCACCUCUUUCUUUACCAUUAUUACCACCACCAUCAUUACCUCCAGUACUUGAAACUAAAAAAGAAGAGCUUAUGGUGGAAAAUAUAAAUGCCAUAAAAUUAGAAACUUGUAUUAAUACAAAUAGAAAUUGCAACUUAGAAAAAGUUGAAGAAAAAGUAAGUAAACCUAUCAAAAUAGAAUCUGUAAAUUUAACAGCAGAUGAAAUACGAAAAGCUGAAGAAGGUCAAGCUGCAGCUGCUAUGCUAUUAGAACAAAUGAGUGAUGCCGAAGAGAAAUAUAAUCCUCCAAUUUCACCUUCAUCAACUGAAAAAAUUACUGAACCUAAAUUUAGUCCUUCUAACUAUUCUAUGAAACGAGAAUUCCACCCUGAAGAUAUGUUAACUACAACUGUACAGUCUAUUAAUACCGAAUCACCUCCAAGGAUUUUGCAGUCCUGUAUGCAAGCACUAACACCUAAUAACUACAAUUCAAAACAAUUAUCAUUGUCACCAGUAUCUACACCUAGUAAAGUGGUCACAGAUUCUAACUAUGUUGGAUCUUUGUCUGAGUUAGAAGGUUUUCAUGUUUUGGAUAUUAAGAGUGAAUGUAAUGAUGAUUUGGGAAUUAAACGUCUUCCUGAAGUACAAAAUUUAACUGUUAGUUUCUUUACAUUAAUCCGUGAUAUAAUAUGCUCUAAUUGGGAAUAUCGUAUGAAUAUGGGUGUUUUAAUAGAACGUGUUCAAGAUUGGGCCACAUCAUUAAUGACUAAUUCAAAAAAUCCACUGUGGUUUCAUUGCUUAGCACAAAAAUCAUGGCCAAAAGCUUUACAAUCUGCUAUUGGUUUUCUAGCUGGACAUUUUCCAGAGUGGCAACCUGAAGACUUUGUGCCUUUCAUUGAAUAUAAACCUAAUUUAGACACUUAUCAGUGGAUUGGUGCAGGUAGAGAUUCAGAUAGUAGACUUGGAGAAUUAUGUAAAUGUUGGCUUCAUAAUUUGAAUAAUAUAAGUUUAAAAUUAAAAGCCUCAAAAGAAGAUAACAAUCUUAAAAUUUCUCCUGUAACUACUAUAACGGAUAUUCCAUUGAUAGAAAUGUCUGAUACCGACUCAUCAUUAUCACUUCCUACACCUUUAUUAGAUACUUGGAUUGUAACACCUUCUAAUUCAGAAGAGCGUGCAGAUUUUCAAUCUCAGGAAAGGCAGAGAUUUUUAAAACCUCACAGGUCUUUUGUGUAUCGAAUGCAUGGCUAUGAAUCUAUUGUGGGACCUGUCCGAGGUAUAUAUAAUUCAUCUAAUAUCCAUAAAGCAGCCAGAGGUCAUUCUUUGUUGAUUGAAAAUAGACCACAUUUUAUAUCUAUACUAGUGUUAGUACGUGAUGCAACUGCUAGACUACCAAAUGGAAUGGGAACUCGUAGUGAUAUUUGUACAUUGCUUAAAGAUUCUCAAUACUUAAUGGAUGUAAAUCAAACUGAAUUACAUAAUGCUGUUAGUGGGGCUUUAGAUAGAUUGCAUUAUGAACAUGACCCUUGUGUCAAAUAUGAUCCUAAGCGUAAGAUAUGGAUUUAUUUGCAUAGAGGUCGAUCAAUGGAAGAAUUCGAACGUUUACAUUUAGAACAGCAAGGUGCUGUAAAAAUGAAGUGUUGGCGAAGAAAUAAACCUGUUAAAAAAUCUCCAGAUUUAAAAACUUCAUUAACAAAUCACAAACUUGUAUCUGAUGCUGUAGAAUCUCUAGCUAUAUUAAAUCUUCCAUCAAAUACAACAAAAGACUCAGUACAAAGUUCUAGUAGUUCUCCUGUAUUACCAGACAUGAAUAUAUCAGUUGCAGAAGAAGUUAUUGGACAUUCUGAAGAAAUUAAUCAACAUUUAGUGAAACAUUCAAAAAUAAUUAGGAGUAGAAAGGUACCUGUACAAACAAUGCAAAUGUCAGAUAAUGUUGCAAUAAAUAUAAAUGUAGAAUGUCCAUCCACUACAAGUCAGAGUAAAAUUGAAACUCCUCAAAUUUUUUCUAUGACUACUACCAGUGGUAUAUCUACAAUUACUACCAAAAAUAAAUCUAGUGUUGUAUCUACUAACAUUAGUAAUGUUUCAAAUCAAUUUGUUACUACAAAUUCACCCUUGAAGGUUGUUAAUACACAAACAGUUGUUUUAAAUAAUAGCCAUAUGAUCAAUAUUAAUCAAGCUGCAAAUAACACCAAUCAAACUUUUGUUCACAAUGGCCAAAUUGUUACUCAUAGUAUUCCUAAUAAACAUGUUUUAUCAUCAGGCGACUUGAUAGCUAUUACUCCUAGAAAGAAGAACCUUAGGAAUGUUCAAAUUGCUCAAUCUGUUUCCAUUGCUCCAACAACAGGUUCAUUAAAUAAUCAAAAUGAUCCUUUGUCUAUUAAUAAAACUCUUCAAAGCAAAGAACUUCAGCGACAGAUAUUAGUAUUAAAACAAAAGAGAACAGACCAAGCUAUUCAGUCUAGUUCUGAACUUACUACAGUUAUGACCAGUCAGUCAAGUCAGCCUGAAGUUGGUUUGAAACAACCUAUUCAACAAUUGCUUCAAAUACAGCAACAACAAAAAAUGCAUAAACAGCAGCAAGUGCAGUUGAAAAUAUUGCAACGUAAACAACUUCAGCAACAAAUGUUGCAACAAAAUAAACAGCAAGUGAUCAUAAGAAAACCAGAUUUAGAUAAUAAAACUGAAGAUAUAGAAAGUGAACAGCCACAAGUAAUUUUUGUAAAACAGAGUGUAAGAGGUGUUCAGUCAGAAGCCCAACAAAUUACUCAGCAGCAAUUACAACAGUUAUUAAUGAUGAGGCCACAACAGCAAACUGGACAGCAAACUCAAGUAGUUAUGGUCAAACAACCUGGGAAUGAACAAAAACCUAUUGCUCUCAAGCCUAUUUUAUCAUCACUUCAUGGUGCUAAAAUCCAGCAGAGUACCACCAAAACAAGCAAUGUAUUAUUGCAAACUAAACCGUCUGGCCAAACUCUACAAAGAAGAAUUGCUAAACCAUUAGUUGGAAAAUUAUUAUCAAAUCCCAGAGGACAAUUACCAGUGGAUUCAGUCUUAGCUAAUAGAAAAUUACCUGGAGUUGCUCAAGGUACUCCAUUAAGAAUUUCUGGGGUGCAAACAUCUAAAGGUAUACCACCACAAUAUACAGUUGUUACUGUUGCUCAGCCCAGACUUAUGUCUGCAAACCAAAUAACAAUUGGACAGCAAACACCCACACGUUUAGCAUCAAUAAAUGAACGUCUAAAAUCUAGUAUUGAUUCAAAUCAACCUCAAACUGUCCGUGUUGUUCAGUCACAAUUAAGUGGAAAAUCUUUAUUAGUGACAAACAAAGGUCAACUCACAUCACCUAUUACAAGCAUUGCUACAUCAUCAAGUUUAGUAAAUUCUAAUGUAGCCAGUUCCACAGCGAAUACAUACACUGUACUACAGCAGGGAUCUCAACAAAUACUUGUUCCAGCUAGUUCCUUAAAGUCUAUUCAAGGGCUUAAAGUAAUACCUCUUACACAACAUGGACUGAAAGGGAGAUCUCAAAUGUUUGCUCGAAUUGUAAAUCCAGAUAAUGUAAGACCCGUUUUCAUACAACAAUCCUUAAAUCAAGAUACUGGACAAGGUUCCAGUGAACCAAAUAGUUUAAAUAAAUGAGUUCCUUUUUUUUUUUUUAUAAAUAGCAGUAACAAAAAUUUGUGAUGAUUUAUAAGCUACUAUCCUAAUAUUUAAGAUGAACUAUUGUCUAUUUUGUAUACAUGCAGACCGAUCGUUACCCUUAUAUAUAUAUAAAAUUUUAUAUUUAUUUUCUUUUAUUUGCUUUAAUAAACUUUGUUGAAAUAAC